This is a messenger RNA of Acaromyces ingoldii, 1901 nucleotides long. RefSeq lists its product as hypothetical. The coding region runs from base 60 to 1691 and encodes 543 amino acids. Gene Ontology annotation, cellular component: mitochondrion. Gene Ontology annotation, molecular function: CDP-diacylglycerol-glycerol-3-phosphate 3-phosphatidyltransferase activity. NCBI's taxonomy places the organism in Eukaryota, Fungi, Basidiomycota, Exobasidiomycetes, Exobasidiales, Cryptobasidiaceae. The transcript is spliced from 4 exons. Gene Ontology annotation, biological process: cardiolipin biosynthetic process. The record is from RefSeq and is a predicted model, not a curated record.
GGGUCUUGCCAUUUCACUGCCCCGUCUGCGUUCUCUGCGCUCUACCCUACUGCAAGAGAAUGGGAAGGGCACCCACAGGCCCGCUUUUGGCCAUUUGUCGAUGCCGUCCAUCAGCGUCCUAUACCCGGGUCCGACCUUCCCUCGUCGCUUUUGCACGUCUUUCGUCUUCAAGCUCCGCGACGGCUGCGCCGACGACGAGCCUGGCCACACGGGUGUCCAACACGCUCUCGCUGCCCUGCUUCACGAUUCCCACGUCGAACGUGGGCCUGCUCGAUGAGCCAGCUGAGUUCUACGCUGCACUCCUCGCAGGCCUUGGGCGCGCAAAGCAGCGAAUCUUCGUGUCAAGCCUCUACAUUGGCAAGUCCGAGGUCGAACUGAUCCGAAGCAUUGCUGAGGCGCUCGAGAGGAAUCCAGCGCUCAGAGCGACGAUCCUCGUCGAUGCGCUUCGUUCAACCAGAGAAGGGCCGUAUGACGAUGGCGGCCAGGACCCAGCGACGGAGUCGUGCGCCUCGCUCUUGGCUGGCCUCCAGCGAAGAUACCCGGAUCGUGCCGAUGUCCGACUCUUUAGAGCGGCGGGCCUACCAAAGUGGCUGGAAUGGCUCGUCGGAAAGCGCUUCGUCGAGGGGUGGGGGUUGCAGCACAUGAAGGUGUACGGCUUUGACGACGAGGUCGUCAUCACGGGGGCAAAUCUGUCCAACGACUACUUUACCAACAGAAGGGAUCGAUAUUUGAAUGUGAAGGGAGACAAGCCGUUGGCCGACUACCUCUGCGCACUGGUGGAUACUGUCGCCGCAUUCUCAUAUCGGCUCGUCCAUCGGCCGUCUCAGGAUCAGGGAGUGAAAGAAGAGGGAGGGAACGGAGACCAUGCCGCUUAUCAGCUGGAGUGGGAUGGCGCGGGGAGAGGGUACAGUGAGACCGGGUGGAAGCGAGCGUUGAAGGAGAAAAUCGAGGCGUUGACGGGCGAGUGGCGCGAGGCGACGUUGGGAAAGCUUCAGAAAGCAGAAGGGCAACAGGAGGAUGGAACAGAGGCAGUCGAGGUUGUGCCACUGCUGCAGAUGGGCCCGAUGGGGAUACAGCACGAGACAAAGGGCGUAUCGAUGGUGUUAGACCAAGCCGAUGAGCUGUCGUCUGACGACGCCCAGGUCACAUCGAAGCUGGACUUGACAACGGGCUACUUUAGUCUCAACCCGCUGUAUGCCGGCCGCAUUCUCUCGAGCAAGGCGACGAGCGACAUCAUCACGGCUUCACCCCAAGCGAACGGCUUCUUUGGAUCUAAGGGCGUCAGCAGGCACCUGCCUGCAGCAUACACCUGGCUCGAGGGCCGUUUUUGGAAGACGGCUCAGGCGCGAGGAAGGGGAAGCCAGGUCUCAAUACGAGAAUGGGCAAAGAAAGGAUGGACAUACCACUGCAAAGGCAUCUGGCUUACGGAGCCCUCGGGAAAUGGUCAGCCGAGCCUGACUCUGUUGGGUUCGUCCAACUUUGGCAUCCGAUCGGCGCAACUCGACCUCGAAUGCACGCUCCUCGUCGAUGCGACAAAGAGCCCUCACAUGCGCGAGCGUCUGGCCAGGGAAUUGAGCCUGAUCAGAAAGGACGCAAACGAUGAGGUCGGCAGAGAGCUGCUGGAAAGACCCGAUAGAAAGGUGCAUUGGGGUGUAAAGCUGGCGGCAUCGCUCAUCAAAAGGAUGCUCUGAAAUACAUCAUCAACAUCAGCAUUCUUCUGACCGCCGAGCAUUAGGCGCCUGCUUGUCGAGCAAGAUCUGAUCGUUGUGCCUGAGUGUGGUAGUUCUGACGAAGCCAAGGACCUAGCUGCCACACCAUAGCUCGAGACGAACCUACGACAUGCAGCGGAAUCUGAAGCCACCCCAGAUUAGCUAUGCCUUGAGCAAGCCAUAGUAAUGAAG